AUACACAGAAUGCUGUCCAAAGGAACUCCCGGUGCUUUGACGCUACGGUCUGCCAUGAUAAAAGUUGUGGAUUGCUGAGAAGGUUGGUAACAGUUGAGGAAAUGUGUAAUUCCGAGAGGGCUUUGUUUUGAUUCCAGGGCCUUUAUAUAUCUUUCAUUGCAUAAUCGUGUGUCGUAGAAGUUUUGAUUUGUAUCCUACAUCACGGAAUCCACGCGGAACUGAUUUUAUGGCGCUGGCGCAGUGUAUCUACACAGUUCGCGGAACGAAACAGAGGUGACACCAAACGCGGACGCGAAUGGGCUGUGUAGGGGUACUGCGUGCGAAGGAGCAUUUCUUCCCCAAAUUAAUUCCGCGUUCAUCAUCCCAAUUCCGCACACCAACUAGCCCGUUUCUGGAAGUGAAUCUUGACGGGAAGAUUGACCGAAUUUCCGAUGUCAUUCAAAUGAAGUUGGAAAUGAAAUGAUUCUUCCGAACCAACCACCUCCAAUACCCGCUUAGAAUGUCGCCUGAUCGAAAAAAGAGACAAAAAUAUGCGAUUCGCUCCUGUCUUGCUUGUCGAAAGCGAAAGGUGAAAUGUCAAUUGAGCAACGUUGAAAUUCCAUCAAGCUUGGAGCCUUUGCAAGGAGAAGACGCCUGUCAGAGAUGCAAAAAGAUGGAUCUAGAUUGCAUUGUCUGGGAUGGUGAACGAAAGAGUAAACGAUACACGAUCGAAAGUGCAUCAAUAGCAACGGAGGAUCGAAGAUCAACGACUCCAAGGCAAAGUACGUCAUCCAGAAAUGAAUCAACAAUCGAUCGAGAUCAGAUCCUCAGUCCAUUCUAUCCUUUCAAGCCAACAUUCAAGCCAACGCAAGAAGGUGUUAGAUAUGAGCCUACCACAGAACAGGCACACAACAAUCCUGACCGUUCCGGCACAAAAACACAAUCUAUGAUGGGAAAGGUCAGACUGAUGGGUAUCCUGCGUCGUCCAAUCUUGAUGAUGACACAGAUUCUAGAACGACAAGAUAAGUUCCGCUGCGGUAUUCCACAAUCGGCAGCUACCUCUAUCAUCGGUAAUGACAUCGAUUGCUCCUUCUUAUCUGAAGCGGCAUAUGACGUCUACGAUCUCGGUGUGAUCAUCCAACAUCCGCAUUUACCAAGACUGAGAGAUCUGUAUAUGCUAUACAGAUCAUCACCAAACCCUUCAAGAAAGUUACUGUUGUACACGAUGUUGCUCUUAUGCAGGUCAAACUCUUCUACCAACCUCAAACACGAACUCGCUUCCAUUCAAAGGACCGUCUCGCAAUUGGCCCUUCAAUCUGUUCUAAAUGCACCUAGAAACAUUGAAGCAGCACAGGCUCUAGAAUUGAUUGCCGUUCAUUGUCCUUUUCUGCUGGCAUCAGGUGAAGGGGCUGAUCAGAGAAGACUUAUAUCACAAGAAGAUGCUUCAACCGCUGGAUCUGUAAUGAUUGCAAUUGCCAUCAAGAUUUUCCUUUCCUUAGGCUUUGAGCCAAAGAGUGCAUCGGAUUCUGAAAACGUUCUUUGGACAUCUCUGUGCUCUUGGGAACUAGCCUUGAGCUUUCAUGACCACCAUCCAAUCAAGCCUAGGCAGUUGCAUACAUCCAGACCUGGCGACCUAAUUGAAUCGAUCGCAUUCACUCAGCAAGAUGACGAAUGGAUUUGCGUUGGUAAGAUUGCCCGAUGGAUAGGAUGCAAGGCCAUGUACUUCAGAUCAAGAGCGGUACUCGAAUCGGGAAAGUGUGAAUUGGAGAGCGAAGCGCUGAUGCAAGAAUCCAAGAAUGAGGCAGAGAUGCAAGCCCGUCAAGCAUCGGCACUGGAUGGUUAUCAAGCAAAAAUGAAAGAUGAAGAAUGUGAUCGAUGCAGAGGCUUGAGUAGGAUCAAAUCGGAUCUGCAAAGCGAGAAUGUUAUCACGCAGAAAGCAAGCUCCUAUACAAAACUUCUAUUGGCGCUCACUAAUCUUGCAUGGCUAUGGCUCGACUUGGAAGCGAUUGGCAUGCAUUACAUUCUCCUCUCGAAAGCAUUGGGAAAUAUGCAUUCUUUCAUCAUUCGAACCAAAGGCGAAGAUGCAUUAAAUGUAGGUCAAAGUGUUGAGGCUUCCAAUUCGCUUUAUCGAAUCGAUUUUCGUCAACGGAUUUGGGAGCAACCUGAAUGGUCAGAGCAUGUUGCUAUUUAUGGUAAAUUACGCCAAAAGGUGACUUCGACUUGCAUCUCCCGAUCAUGUCAACUUAGACAGCAUAUUCAGGAUGUCCAACUCGGUUUAGAUGCAGCCGCUCUUCAGAAGGAACAAACGCAAGAUUGUCGUGCAAUUAUACCGGUACCUCUUCUGAGUGCGAUUUUGAUGAAUGCGACAAAAAGCUUAUUAGAUACGCAAAUCGUUUUAUUGCAAGCUUGGAAUCACGUUCAUGAAGAUACGGAUAUGUAUGUGGUGAUAAUUCGACAAGCAGCGGAAGUUUUGAGUGAUGAAAGAAUGGAUGUUCGAAUAUUUAAUUCGAUCACAGGAGAAUUUGAAACGGGAAUAGGACAAUGUUGUGCUGAUAUUUUACGUAUAAUAGCAGAUACAAUGUCUGACUGGCAAAACAAACAAAGGAUCGUACUAGCAAACUACCGGGAAAAACAAAAGACUCGCGCUGCUCCAAGAGUUCAACAGAAUCCUCAUGAUAGCGAAGGCGUUCAUGCAACAAAUUCUAUUAAUGCAGGGUAUGAAGCGUUCCUACCGGAUGGCAGCCCGAUGCUGUUUGAUCCAACAGGACAAGUGGGUCAAAUUUCUGAUGAUCAAACACAAUCCUCUACACCGGUGAUUUUUGAUCAAUUGCCAACCCUGAAUACUCUUCUUGAGGGCAUGCUGGAAAUACCAGAUUUGAACGAUUUUAUUGCUUCAAUGAAUCAACAACAAAUUUCUUUUUCGCUCGCUUAAGAUGUGGCACCAUUUGGCGUUUCUGUCAAACAGCACAGAUGGAACAUGCCACCAUUAAUUCUCUGAGCAGGGAUCGCUCUUGACUUUUGCAUGGGCAAAGGGUAUCAUUCAAUGGGUUAAGGGCAUGACUUUUGUCUCUCUUCUUUUGCCUCUGCUUUUACGCCUUGUGCUUGCCGUAUCGGCGCGUCCAUAUGCUAUUUUUAUUUGCAUACCUUCUCCAAGCGCGCGCUGCGCCUAGGAAGAAGCACUUCGGGAGAAAUGAUUCCACACUUCUUCAUGGGCAAAGGGUAAUGCAAUAAUAGCCUCCGCAAAUUGAAUUUCACA
Meira miltonrushii is the source of this 3235-nucleotide messenger RNA. RefSeq lists its product as uncharacterized. The coding region runs from base 500 to 2911 and encodes 803 amino acids. The transcript has a single exon. The record is from RefSeq and is a predicted model, not a curated record. Gene Ontology annotation, biological process: regulation of DNA-templated transcription. Gene Ontology annotation, molecular function: zinc ion binding; DNA-binding transcription factor activity, RNA polymerase II-specific. NCBI's taxonomy places the organism in Eukaryota, Fungi, Basidiomycota, Exobasidiomycetes, Exobasidiales, Brachybasidiaceae.